GUUAAUGAAGUUCAGCGGUGCUAAAGAGAGAAGGCAGAUAUUUUGGAAAACAGACGCAACACACUGGUCAACUUUCAAAGUUACUGGGAAAGAAAGUUUGAAGUCAUAAGGGCUGAGAGGAGUCCUCCUGCAGCGGCACCAUGAGCUGGAGCUUCCUGACGCGUCUGCUAGAGGAGAUCUCCAACCACUCCACCUUCGUGGGCAAGGUGUGGCUCACACUGCUCAUCGUCUUCCGCAUCGUGCUGACGGUCGUGGGCGGCGAGACCAUCUACCACGACGAGCAGAGCAAGUUCGUGUGCAACACGCAGCAGCCCGGCUGCGACAACGUCUGCUACGACGCCUUUGCGCCGCUCUCGCACGUCCGCUUCUGGGUCUUUCAAAUCAUCAUCAUCACCACGCCCUCCAUCAUGUACCUGGGCUACGCCAUGCACCGGAUCGCCCGUGCGGCUGACGAGGAGUACCAUCCGCGCCGCAAGCGGGCACCGGUCGUCACCCGCGGGCCCAGCCACGACUACGACGACGUUGACGAGACCGGCGAGGACGUGCCCAUGAUCACCGAGGAGUUGGAGGCCGAGCGCGGGGGGAAGGGCGGGGCGGGAGCGGCGCUGGUCGUCAAGGCGGCGGCUCCCGAGGGGAUGACGAUGAAGCACGACGGCCGGCGGCGCAUCCUGAGAGACGGGCUGAUGAAGGUCUACGUGGUGCAGCUGCUGUCGAGGAUCGCCUUCGAGGUGGCCUUCCUGUUCGGCCAGUACCUGCUGUACGGCCUGGAGGUGGAGCCGUCCUACGUCUGCAUGCGGAGCCCCUGUCCACACACCGUCGACUGCUUCGUCUCCAGGCCCACGGAGAAGACCAUCUUCCUGAUCACCAUGUACGUCGUGAGCGCACUCUGUCUGCUCCUCACCUUCCUGGAGAUCUGCCACCUGGGCAUCAGUGGUAUCCGCGACAACCUGAAGGGCCGCUCAACCGUCCGCCGUUCCCGCCAGCCCCUCCACUCCUCUGGCCUCCCCAGCCAGCACGCCACCUCCCUGCUCAAGCAAGUCCCCUCUGCCCCUCCUGGAUACCACUCCGUGCUGAAGAAGGACACCCCCGGCCGGCUCCGGCCCGAGUUCAGGGAACUGAACCUGAAGGACUCCGGUCGGGAGUCACCGGGGGACGAGUUGGCGGGUCGAGACCUGGAGCGCAUGCGGCGGCACCUGAAGAUGGCCCAACAGCACCUGGACCAGGCCUACCAGAGCGAGGAGCUGGCGCCAGUGUCGCGCAGCAGCAGUCCGGAGUCCAGCAGCAAAGCCGCUGAGCAGAACCAGCUCAACUACGCCCAGGAGAAGCAGGCCAGCACCAGCGACAAAGGUGUCCAUGCCUGAGGCCUUUGAAGUCUCGUCUGCCUUUCCAUAACUCACACUGGCAAUCAGGACAAAGAAGCACAUUUUAAGGAUGGCAGUCAUAGACUUGCUGUGUGUGUGUGUGUGUGUGUGUGUGUGUGUGUGUGUGUGAUGGGUUGUGUUUGUACUGGAAAAGUGCCUUGCAGUAUUAAGGCCAGUGAACAGUAAUGCUAAAUGCACAAAGUUUAAAAUGCUCCAGAGAAGAAUCACAAUGAGGGCCAAACCCUCUGGGGCCACAGCCAACCAGACCCUUCGAACCUUUUUCCCUUCAAGUCCCGGCGUGCCUGAACACACCCCGUCACCCCAGCCCUGCAGUGCCACAGCCUGGACUCCUGCCAUUGCUGAGAGCCCUCGCAUCGGCCCAAGGUGAUGGCUCUGAUGAUUCAGUGUUUCUUUUUAAAAAAAAUUCUCCUUCUUUUGAACUUUUUACAUUUUGUUUGCAAUAACAGCCGUGUUAGUUCUGGCUGAACAGACUCUUUCUCUCUGACCUUACUGAUAGUGUGAUGGCUCGAAUCAAGGCAUUGCAGUAAUGCAUGGCUGACCUGUGCUCUCCCAGAACGAAAACAUUCCAAAUCUUAAAGAGGAGCCAAAGGUCAGCCGUGUCUGUGUCUGUGUGCUUGUCACCUACAGUGUUACUUUUGGAUGACGAGUUGACUGGUAAGAGAAAUCAAUGAUCUGUCCUCUCAUUUUAAAAUUGGGCUGAUUCAAGAGGGAGUAGUGUAGGUUUGAGUUGAGCAAUACUUCUUAAUAUGGUACUUACUCCGAAGCAUCUUUAGUCAUUCACAUUCAAAGGGCUUUGAACUUACCGUGCCUUCCAGUAGUGCCUGGGCUAAGUGUCUUGCAGAGAUUUUUAGUUUUUUUUUUUUCUUCUCUGAACCAGUAAAUAUUACAUCUGCACGUUCUCUGACGAGUUUCCCUGUGCAUUUGGAGCCGAUUGGCAAACUAGGAGGGAUACCUGGAAAAUGCUUGAAUUUGUUAGCUAGUUAAGUGUUUUUUGUUUUUUUGUUAUUUUGUUUAGCUAAUCAACCAUAACGAACAGAUGGUCAUGCAUAUCAUUCCAAUUUCUAUAUUUUUCAUAGCCCAUAACCCUAUAGGAUGGGAUAAGUUCUCAUUAGACCCUGUGUAAAACUGGAGACUUUGCCUUUUGCAAAAAAAAUAUCUUCUUUGUGUGUUUCAUGUCAUUAUUUCAGCAAUAUUUUCUACAGUCUGUUGUCUUGGAAGAUGAACUUUCUUGGACUGUUGUUCAUAGUUUGUUUUUAAUAUGUUGCACAUUGUGGUUUCUGGCAUUUAGGUUUAAUUGAGUUGAUGCUGAUUUGCCAUAUGUUUUGUAUCUUGUGUGCCAGCCUUGUGGUCUAGUGAUGGGCAUUCUCUGAUUGGUUGAUUUCACACUACUCUGCCACUCAGUCCAGUAGGAAGUCCAUCAGAUCAUUUGGCCUGGCGUCACUGAAGAGCUGCUCAAUCGCCACAACAUUUCGAAAGUGUGUCUUUGUCAUAAAAACGUGAGAGAUUAUUAGUGUGAGUGCUUGUGCUUGUUAGGGAGGUGUGUGCUAGGUUGUGAAUGCUUGGGGAAAUGCCUGUAACUGGAAGGCUGUGGGUGUUUUUUUUUCUGUCAUAUGCUGGGAACAGAUACUGUUCAAAAUUGAGCGGAGGACAAAUGCAUUUCAAAAUCAUUGUGAGUAAGUCUAAGAUGUUGCUUUAUGCAAGUUGCUAUUUUUGUAGAAACAUAUUGUAACUUGAAUAGAAAUGGGACAACAAAGUAAUAAAAGUUGCAUAUUUAUA
Messenger RNA from Clupea harengus (Atlantic herring), 3158 nucleotides. RefSeq names its product gap junction protein gamma 4a.1 (gene gjc4a.1). The record is from RefSeq and is a predicted model, not a curated record. Gene Ontology annotation, biological process: cell-cell signaling. Gene Ontology annotation, molecular function: gap junction channel activity. NCBI's taxonomy places the organism in Eukaryota, Metazoa, Chordata, Actinopteri, Clupeiformes, Clupeidae. Gene Ontology annotation, cellular component: connexin complex.